ACUAGCUUUGUUGAUCAAAGGUACAAAAAUACCGCGCGGUAGUGUCUAGAGUCAUAAUGAUUUAUUCGACCGUUUGUUAUGUAAGCAUGUAUUCAUAAAUAUUUCCACUGGCACAUUUUAUAUUUCUGUUUUAUACGGUAAUUGCGUUCGAGUGAAGAAUUGCCUCUUGACCAAAAUUAACCGAGUUCCAAGUCCCGCAAUUGAAAAAUUGUCCAAUUGCAUUUUGUUUCCUGUGGGUAUUGUACAAUUGAGGACACAAUAAGAAACCAGCAUUUGUUUUACCAACUCCAAGAUAAUGAGCUCAUAUUUUUCUUUGCGAAAAAUCUUUGUGCCAUGAUUUGGAUUUAGAAUACAUUUGUUAAGAGUAUUAUUAGGUGUAGGUAUUUAAUGUAAUUACAAAUUAAAGAUAUGAAAAACUUGACUUGAAAAUAAAUUCUAAUAUUACCAUUAUUAUAAGGCAUAUGUGUUUCGAAUAAGCACUGACACCCCUUCGUGAUCAUUCAAUAAGAAAUUGAUUUAAAAUUUUAAAUGAUUUUAGGAAUUGGUUGGUGGACUCAAUAUUAUGUAUCGAUUGGCUUCGAGUGCUAUUUUUGAACUAAAUGUAGAUAGAUAAAAUAUUCUUCAUUGCACACCACAUAAGUACAGGAUUUUAUACAAAUGAAUAGUUACAAGGUGCCACAAUGGGUGGUCUUAUCGCCAAAAGCGUUCUUUUACAGACAACCUUUGGAUAGACUAGAUUCUGAAAAAGCAAUAUUUGUCAUGGGUUUCAAGACAUUAUCUCUAAAAAAAUUGCUAUGCUCAGCAACAAAAGCUUCUGUAAACAACAGUAAGUGGAAACAAGUGUAGUCAUCUCAUCACAGCUCAUUUAGUAGUCUCGGGAAUGCCGGGAAUAGCGUCCAUCGUAAACAAAAUUAAAUUACAUACUUACAGCGUGGACGGAGCAGUGCGGUGUUGUUCUAAAUCAAGGUGUGAAGUUGAAACGUGACCACAAGUGUACAAUGAAAAUUGUACCCAUUAAAGCGACCCUCAGGAUCUCAAUUGGAUCAGUAGAAAUACUGUUAUGAAUUCCCGCGUGCAUAAAAGCCAUGUUUAACUAUUUACGGCACUAGUUUGCUGCAGUGUUGGCUUUGUGAUGUUUCGACUCACUGUCCUACUAUGGCUAUUUUUUGUGGGCACUUCCAAGUCAGCGCCAACGGAUGAAUUUGGUAGUUUUGUGAACGAUGGAGAAAUAUCUAUUAACGACGAUGGUCCGCUCAUGGGCAUCGUUCCCGGAAGUUACUCAACGCAAGGAUCACAGAGAAAUGGGAAUCUUCACUAUGAAUAUCUAGAGUAUAACGAAUAUUACAAAAUAUUCAGUAGCUACAUGAGAAAAGGAACUACUAUGAGAGGCCUUACUUUUAACAUUUACAACGAAGAUAUGAAAGAAGCAGCAAGCAGUUUGUUUGAAUUAAUCCAUGGUGCCGAGAUAGCUGGCUAUAAUGGCGACAAACUGUUCAACUUUGAUGAAUUGAAUGAAGACCUUGUUAACUAUGUAUUCCAGCUCAACAUGCUAUUCAGAGACAAACGUCUCGGACAUGCAUCAUUCGUACCACCGUUCAUAACAAAACCAAACUUUUUUGUCAACGGUGAAACGAUAAUGAAAGCUUUAAAACUCAGUCAUUCCGUUAAUUACCAUAUAAACAAUACUGACGAAGCGCGCGUCGAUCAGUACUAUAAAAUACAUGAUACUAUUGUCAUCAACAGUAACUACUCAGGUUGGAAUCUACCUAAAAAUGGCGGCGAAGAAGAACUCACAUACUUCAGAGAGGAUAUUUCCUUAAACAGUUAUUACUACGGAGUCCACUUGAUGCAUCCGUACUGGAUGUUCCGUCAUAAGUUAUACACAAUGACAGCUAGACAUGACGAACAUUACUACUUCAUACACCAACAACUCGUAGCGCGACACAUCUUAGAAAAGGAGCAUUUAAGACAAGCUACUAACAUCACUAAAGCUCCUGAAUAUGAUAACUUUAAUCCAUACCUCAUUCAUGAGAAUGGAUUACCUUUCCCUUGUAGAUCGAGUACUAUAGGUACUUGGAGUGAUGAUAGAGCUAAAAUUAAAGGAAUAGACAUUGCUAUUAGAGAAUGUAUGUCUCGGGGUCUGAUUGUGAUGGAAAACACGGAUCCUUUAGCAAUGACGGAAGACAACUACGUUCAUUUAUUGACGAAAUUAAUUCGUGCUAACUUUGAAAUGGGCAGGGUUGCUAAAAUUGUAAGAGCGCUAUUUGGGUAUGGCGGCAAUGGCUAUCCGUACGAUGAAUACAAUCCGGCUCCAUCUCUAUUGCACCAUCCUGAAACGUCAUUGAGAGAUCCGAUAUAUUGGUAUAUGAUCCAAUAUGUUCUAAACUACUUUACUGAGUACAAAGAGUCCAUUGACCCUCUCUAUUUACGCCAGUACGUUGCCGGUAAUUUUGAAAUCAUUAAUGUUGAAAUUCCCAAAAUAACAACGUACUUCGACUACUAUCAGUUCAAUAUAAACCGGGCUGUGAGUAAAAAGGACUUGUCACACUCACAAACUCCUAUGACCAUAACAGCGCGACAAAAGAGAUUGAAGCAUUCCAAGUUUGAGUUCAACAUUACAAUAGGAUCUGUAAGUGCUACUGAUGGCGUUAUCAGGUUGUUCCUAGGACCACCAUGUUCAGACAACUGUUGGGAUGAUUACACAAAGUAUUUUGAAUUAGAUAAGUUUGUUUUUCAUUUUAAAGAAGGCAUCAACACAAUAACUUGGUCGCCCGAUACAUCAAAUAGAUUUUCAAAUGAUGAAUAUUACAAUAUGGAAGGGUUCCCAUCGACGAAAGACAAAAUAAAUAAAUACAAUAUGUUUAAGUUUCCAGAAAACCUUUUGAUACCAAGAGGGUUGGAGAAGGGUUUGAAUCUGACAUUGUUUGUCAUGGUAACUGUGGGAGAUGAACUGGACGAGGAUUUGAUUUCCCCGAAUAAUUACUAUGGUGAUAUUUAUCAAAACGUUGAUAAGAAACCGUUGGGCUUUCCUUUUAACAGACCUGUCGUGGCAUUUGAUGAUGAUGCUCCGAAUUAUAAAUUUUACAAUAUAACAAUAUAUCAUAAGCGUAACCAUCUUCCAAAGAAUGGAUAUUUUUCACCUAUUUUGCAAUAAA
Trichoplusia ni (cabbage looper) is the source of this 3155-nucleotide messenger RNA. RefSeq names its product arylphorin subunit alpha-like. The transcript has 5 exons. The record is from RefSeq and is a predicted model, not a curated record. The coding region runs from base 1133 to 3154 and encodes 673 amino acids. Lineage: Eukaryota; Metazoa; Arthropoda; Insecta; Lepidoptera; Noctuidae.